Messenger RNA from Strongylus vulgaris, 600 nucleotides. NCBI's taxonomy places the organism in Eukaryota, Metazoa, Nematoda, Chromadorea, Rhabditida, Strongylidae. The record is from the annotation of a GenBank genome assembly.
UUGAAGAAAGAAAAAGAAGAAAGAAAAGAUGCUUUGAACCUCAAGGAAAAUACUACUGAGAAAAAUCUCGUCGACUACGCACAUGCACUCGACAAAACUCGUCCAGUCACCAUUGUUUAUGGUCCAACGAACUUUGACAAUGAUCAAACCGCAGAUUUGAUUGACGUGAUUGGAGUGAAUCGAUACUAUGGAUGGUAUAUCGAUAUGGGUCAGCUGGAUUGGAUCAAUCAAAGCGUCUAUUGGGACAUCUCACAAUGGUCUGAGAAGUACAAUCGACCAGUGUUGGUCACCGAGUAUGGAGCGGAUAGUCUACCAGGCUUAAAUCAGGUAAUUCCGAUAUCAGACGCUUUGCUUAAAAACUACAGUAUUGAAGAACGUCGUCUCGCUGGCGAGAUGAUUUGGAAUUUUGCAGAUUUUAUGACUGCUAUGAGUACCCGUUACUCGAGCGGUUGGCAAUCACAAAGGUGUAUUUACCAGAGCACGACAGGCAAAAAUGGCUGCUUAUACACUAAGAAACCGGUAUUUAUCGCUAUUAGACCAAAGGAAUUUGCAAAUUUGGAAAUAGGCACUAUUUCAUGUGAAUUAUUCAUUGUUGUAUAG